UGAGAAAAUCAUAUGGGACUUCGUAGCAAGAUUUUAAUACUUAAGCCAAAUAUUUUAAAAUAUUAAAAACAAAGUAUAAUGUCGCACCAGCUAGGUCGUUUAGUUUCACAAAUUCUUCAAAGAUAUUUUGGUGAAAUAGUAGAAAAGGUCGGUAGUGAUCUUUUUAGAUAUGGUUGCAAGUCAAUUGGAAUGAUUGUAAAGUCUACAGGACUUCCUAGAGUAAAGGUUGUGGAAAGCUUAAGGACGCUGCUCAAAUUUGAUUUAGCCAGCUUUGAAGCUUCUGGGGUUUUUGUAGACUAUAAACUUUUGCCUGAUAAUGUAUUACUGCUCAUAAGAUAUCCAAGGUACCUACUUCAGAUGAAGACCAAAUACGGCAAAGAGGCUGAGAUUAUUGUAGAGGAAUUGUUGCAACAAGCAAUCUGCACAGCGACAAUGCUACUAGUUACUCUGGCCAAUAAACAAAAGGAUGAGACGGAAAAAAAUCUAAGCCUAGUGCAAUUAAAGGAUACAUUCAUAAGUCUAGCAACCGCAGGAUACAUCCAGCAAGCCCCUGUGCCAGAACUGAAGGAGGGCAGUGAUGUCCCCAGCCUGGUGCCAGUGGUGACCAUUGUACCCGAUCUGGAUGUAAGGGUUCUCAUGCAAGCCAUGAACAACCCAACUGAGAUUACUGAUAAAAUAUAUUGGAAAGUGAACUAUGAUAGAUUUCACCAAGAUUUCCGUGAUGAGAUUAUGAUAAAAGCUAUGACGCGACGCAUUGAUGAGAACGCGGGUGAAGUGAUGCGUCUACUACUCCAGGAGAUGUAUCUCUCAUCAUCAGCGUGGGCAGAGGUGUCCAACCCAGUAGCGCUAGGGGAGCUAAAGGAACACGCGAAACGACUUACGGAUAAACCGCUUUUGAUGCAACAUUUAGAGCACUAUCUUAAAGUUAUGGAGGAAAAUGGCGCCGGAUUUAUUCGUAUGACGGGAGAUGCGGGUGGGGGGCAGUACUGUGUGCAAGCAAAGCGCGCCGCCGCGCUGUUGGUCGAGAAUGUUCUAGACCACGUGGUCACUGAGCGGCUGGGCUCCAAGGCCGCUAGGAUAUUUAGAUUGAUUCGCACUAAGAAAUAUAUAGAAGAAGAAGAUAUACAAAAGAAUGCAAUGUUACCGAACAAGUUGUGCAAACAACUUACAUAUAAACUUCUUGAAGAGCAUUUUAUUAGUGUGCAGCCAAUGAGGAAGUCCCAACACGUUUCAGGACUUCAAAAGGGCAUAUAUUUGUAUCACGUCAAAUUUUUUGAGGUGGUGCAGCUGUGCCGCGCGCUGUGCGAGGCGGCGCUGCACAACGUGAGCGCGAGCCGGGCGGGCGCGGAGCGGCGCCACGCGCGCGCGCUCGACAAGCAGCGGCGCGUGCGCACCAUCGUGCACGGGAUGGCGCUGCGCAACGAGCCGCAGGCCAACAUCGACGACGUAUUGGAAACACUUACACCGCCCGAAGUGGCGCUGCUACAGCAAGUCGAGAAGCAACUCAAACAACUCAGCGCAGCAGAGUUAGAGUUAGACAGGAACUUAUUUAUAUUAAACUGGUAUUUGAUGUAUCCAUAACAAUGCAGUUUGACGAACUGAACG
Messenger RNA from Zerene cesonia (dogface butterfly), 1605 nucleotides. It is a transcript of the gene Polr3C, whose product is annotated as DNA-directed RNA polymerase III subunit RPC3. Gene Ontology annotation, cellular component: RNA polymerase III complex. The coding region runs from base 79 to 1581 and encodes 500 amino acids. Lineage: Eukaryota; Metazoa; Arthropoda; Insecta; Lepidoptera; Pieridae. The transcript has 11 exons. The record is from RefSeq and is a predicted model, not a curated record. Gene Ontology annotation, biological process: DNA-templated transcription. Gene Ontology annotation, molecular function: single-stranded DNA binding.